AUGGCGUCGUGCAGUCUGAUUGUUAUGUGCGGGCAUCGAGUAUAUACACUCACCGUCUAUCCGCAGACAUGUUGGAAUGAGAUUAUCGAAAAUAUUGCUUCUCAUUUUAAUUUGACUGGAUAUUCAUUUAAUCUUGAAAUUUAUGAUGAACAAAUCCGAAUGUUUGUCGAUUUUGACGAACAGUACGACAAAGAGCUGCGCCAGCGAUUACCUAAAACACAUCAACAAACACUCCAGCUUAGAGUUUCAUUCUCAGAAACGAGUGACUCAGAGGAACACUCUGAUCAGGAGAAUGAUAUAUCGUCAUCACUCAAUGAAUUAGAAACAAGUCUGGUCGGCAGUUCUCCGAUGAAUGAUCAGAUAAUUAGCCCUGCGGAUAUCGAUAUGGACUGUUGCCUUCUUGAUGAUUCUUCCAAAUUAUCCGAUGGUAUUUCGCUGAAUUUGCAAGAUGGUUGUAGUCAUAUCACCUUUGUUCGCGAUGUUAUCCCCUACGAAAAGAAUUAUUAUUCAACAGGCAUGAUUGAUGACGAAGGAAAAAAAAAAUUUACAAAAGGAAAUUAUGUUCGACGUGUCCAAGGCAUCAAAAAUAACUGGGAUGAAAGGUAUACAAGCGUUCUACCUGAGAUAAAGAUUCCACUAUACUUCUUACACCAAGACCGAUUCCAACUCCUUAUUGCUGUUGUUCUCGAAGAACUGAAUGAUAAACAAAUCACUUGGCAUUUACAUAAAUUAAAAGGCUUUUUACGUGAUAAUAGCAAAACAAAUGUGACACCUCUCAAUCCACUUUAUCUGGAUAUUGAACGAUCAAUGUUGACGAAAGACGGCAUUUUUAAAUUGCCAUUAAGAAUGUGUGAUAUUCUUCUAAGUCGAUUUGUCAAAAAAGACGAUGCCAUUUUUCAUUCACUUCCUGCAGCUGCAAUUCCUGAUCUUCAUCCUGCCGUACAUACAUCAGAUACACCAAGACUUGCGUGUGUCAUAGCAGAUAGAAGCGGUGCUGUAUGUUGGGACACUUUCGGAUUAUCAGAUUUUAUUCAUCCAAUCAUUCUUCACAAGAGAAAAAUGAUUUCAUUGGAUCCUCGUACGCAUAUGGAUAUUAGUUCAACAAAUGAACCAGCAUCAGAUCUUCCCAUAGCGCAACCUGAAUGUGAAGGGAAAAGGCAACAUAUUAUUCAAAAUUUUCUCCUCGUGUGGCUAGAUUGUACUAUUGACGAAUCAAGUAACGAUUUCCUUAAUUCAUUCGUUCGAUUACAAUGUUUUGUCAAUGUUCUUAACACGUUUACGGAUAUCGAUGAAUGUAUAGAUUUCGUUUCUGACAUCACUAAUGAAAAAGUAUUUUUGAUUACAUCUGGCUCACUCGGUCGACGCGUUCUACCUCUUGUACAUAAUAUACCACAAUUGGACUCAAUUUAUAUAUUUUGUGAAAACAAAUCCAUUCAUGAACGAUGGGCAAAAGAUUGGCCUAAAAUAAAUGGCGUUUUCAAUGAUAUUACUCAGAUUUGCGAGUCACUUGAUCAAGCUGUUCGACGAUGCGAUCAACAGUCGAUCUCGUUUAGUUUUGCUUCAACCGAUGAGACGCCAAAUAGAAACUUGGAUGAACUUGAUCAAUCGUUCAUGUAUACGCAAAUACUCAAAGAAAUAUUACUUACUAUCGACUUUGAUCAAACGCAUAUACACGAGUUUCUUACGUACUGUCGUCAACAAUACGCCAAUAAUCAUAGUAUGUUAAAGAAUAUAGGCAAGUUCGAAAGAGAAUAUCAUAGUCAUUCGCCCAUAUGGUGGUAUACUUCUUCAUGUUUUUUAUAUUCUAUGCUUAAUCGUGCUCUACGUACAUUAGAAAUUGGUACAGUCAUUAAGAUGGGCUUUUUUAUUCGAGAUCUUCAUGAACAAAUCAACAACAUAUAUAUGCAACAAGUCACUGACAUUUGUGCUCAGUCAUUUACUGUCUAUCGCGGUCAAGGAUUAAGUAAAGAGGAGUUCGAGAAACUAAGGCAGAAUCGAGGUGGAUUAAUGUCGUUCAACAGCUUCUUGUCAACAAGUCGAGACCAAAACGUUUCUCUUCAUUUCCUCGACAAUAUUCAAACUGAUCUCAAUUCUGUAAAAGUUCUGUUUCAGAUUACUAUAGUUUCUUCACUGAUAUCGACUCCUUUUGCGUCUCUAGACAAUAGUAUCAGUUGUUAUAGUUCAGAAAGGGAGGUUCUUUUCUCUAUGAAUACUGUUUUUCGUAUUGGGAACAUUGAGCAAAUCACCAAUACUCACCGAUUAUGGGCGGUAGAACUUACGUUGACUAGUGACAAUGAUCCAUCACUUCAUGCUUUAACCGGACAAAUGCGGGAGGAUACAUCUUUAGGUCUGAAAGGAUGGUAUCGUUUGGGCAUCUUGUUACAUAAACUAGGUGAGUUCGACAAAGCUGAACAACUUUACCUAUUACUUCUUGGUCAGACAGCUAACGAUUUGGAAAACAUACACACGUACUGUGAGCUCGGCGUGAUCAAAAAUGCUCAAGGCGAUUAUAGUCAGGCGAUCUGUUUCUAUAAAAAGGCGCUUGAAAUGACCGAGAGGACUCUUCCUGUGACUGAUCCGUGGUUCACGAAUUUGUACAGCAACAUUGCACAAGUAUAUCAGAAAAUGGGCCAAUAUUCAAACGCACUAGAUUUCUAUCAAAAAAUACUUCUAAUUCAUCAAAGAUUACUCCUGUCAAAUGAUCCCGCAUUGGCUAAAUCUCAUAAUAACAUCGGAGAGCUACAUUAUCAGAUAGGUGAACAUUCUCAAGCAUUAUUGCAUUAUGAAAAAUGUCUGGAAAUCCAACAUGGAACUCUACCAGCAAACCAUCCUGCUUUAGCUAUUACAUACAAUAAUAUUGGUUCAGUUUAUGCGAACAUGGGAGAGUAUUCUAAAGCAUUUAGUUCUCACGAAAAAGCACUUCAAAUUCGACAGAAAACGCUUCCUGCUAAUCAUCCUAACAUAGCCCAGUCGUAUAACAAUCUUGGCUUACUAUAUAACAGUAUGGGUGACUACCCGAAAGCAAUCUCCUUUCUCGAAAAAGCCCUUCAAAUUCAACAACAAUCACUUCCUUCCAAUCAUCCUAAUUUAGCUUCUUUAUAUAACAACAUCGGUAUGCUAUUUUACAAUAUGGGCGAGUAUUCAAAAGCACUGUCGUAUUAUGAAAAAACUUUCACAAUUCAACAGCAUUCUCUUGCUGAUAAUCAUCCCGAUUUAGCUUCUUCCUACAGCAAUAUUAGUAGUGUAUAUUACGCCAUCGGACAGUAUAACGAAGCGCUUAUAAACCACAAAAGAGCUCUUGAAAUACGACAAAAAACCCUUCCUGAAAAUCAUCCUGAUUUGGCUACCUCCUAUACUAGCAUUGGUUUGGCGUAUUCAAAGAUGAAUGAAUAUUCGCAGGCACUUGCGUAUUAUUACAAAGCUCUUCAAAUUCGACAAAAAACGUGUCCUGCUAAUCAUCCUCACUUAGCUACUAUUUACGAUAAUAUCGGCUUGUUAUAUGCCAAUAUGCAUCAACACUCCAAAGCUCUUUCGUAUUUCCAAAAAGGUCUCCUCAUCUGGCAAGAAAGUCUUCCUCCAAAUCAUCCCACCUUGGCUACUUCUUACAAUAAUAUCGCAGAAAUGUGUGAAAAUGUGGGUGCCUACUCGAAUGCACUGUUGUUUUUGGAGCUCGCUCUCAAGAUUUCACGCUGCUCACUGUCUGUCGACCAUCCUAACAUAAAACUCUUCGAAAAAAACAUUGAAAAUUUGAAGAAAAAAUUGUAA
Molecule: messenger RNA, 3765 nt
Organism: Adineta ricciae
Lineage: Eukaryota; Metazoa; Rotifera; Eurotatoria; Adinetida; Adinetidae
Source: the annotation of a GenBank genome assembly